CGAACUGACCCAGCCCAGCCUAGACCGAACGAGCCCAGACCAGACCGAACCAGCGCCAGCGACGGAGACCUCCUGGCGGCGCGCCUCCCCGCGGCUCACCUCCCGGCGACGCAUCUCCACGGCGGGCGCGGCUCCUUCUCCGAGCGAUUCUCCAUGUGCUGAGACGCGGGAACGUCAAUCUGGGCAGGGAUGGAUGGUGUUGGAGUUCCAGAAGGGUAAUCUCACCUGAAACUCUCCAGAUUGCGUUCCUGAUGAUGAGGCUGGUAUGGUAGGUGAUUAUUUUGCGCCUCACACAACAUAUGAUCCAGGUAAUCCAAUCAUUAAGGAGAAGGACACCUUUGGAGACAAGGAAGAGUUUAUCCAGAUUAUGAGAACAUAUUGCAUAAAAAAUAACUUCGAGACUAUGGUUGAACAUAGCGAUAAGAAAAGGUACAGGGCAAGGUGUGCAGAUGAAAACUGCGAGUGGAGAGUUUAUGUGAAGAAACUUCAUGGUGGCAACACGUUCAUGGUGCUAAACAUAUCUUCAUUGGAUGAUCACACAUGUUCAGCCUCAACCACACUAAAGGGACAUCAAGCCUCCACGUCUUGGAUAUCUCAAAAAGCAAAAGAUAUUAUUAUAGAGGAUCCCACCAUCAGUGCAAAGAAAUUGCAGAAAAGAUUGGAGAAACAAUACCACAUUGAGAUGUCAUAUUUUAAAGUGUGGGCUGGGAAGAAAUCUGCAAUGAAUGAGAUUCAUGGUACUUGGGAGGAGAGCUUCACAAUGCUAUGGAGAUUCAAAGCAGCUCUAGAAGAAACUUGUCCAGGAAGCAUUGUGGAGAUCGAUUGCAAGAAGAUCAAUGGAAAAAUGCAUUUCUCAAGGAUGUUUGUGUGCAUUAAAGCAUGUGCUGAUGGCUUCUUGGCUGGGUGUAGACCAUAUCUUGGUGUUGAUUCCACUCACCUCACCGGCAAGUACAAUGGACAAUUUGCUGCAGCAACUGCCAUUGAUGGACACAACUGGAUGUAUCCAGUUGCGUAUGGUAUAUUUGGGAAGGAAAACAAUGCAAAUUGGGCAUGGUUCAUGAGCAAACUAAAGAAAGCUAUUGGCACUCCACCUGGGUUGACGAUCCACACGGAUGCUUGUAAGGGAUUAGCAUAUGGUGUCAAGAAAGCCUUUGGAGCGGAUGCAGAGCACCGUGAGUGCUUUAGACACCUAAUGGCUAAUUUUAGAAAGAAGUUCAAAGGUGAGGUACUAAAGUACAUGUGGCCAUGUGCAUGGGCAUGCACAACUCGCAGACAUGAUGCAUUGAUGGCGAAAAUUGCAGCUGAUUGUCCUAAAGCAAUUCCCUUCUUAGAUAUGCAUCACAAGCAUAUAUGGAGCAGAUCUAAAUUCUCCAAAGAGUGCAAAGUUGACUAUGUAAACAACAAUAUAUCAGAAUGCUUCAACAAUUGGAUCAAGGAUUACAAAGACCUUCCGGUUGAUUUUCUCAUGGACAAAAUUAGGGAGAUGAUCCAGGAGAAGAUGUACACAAGGAAAGAGAUAGCCAAAAGACUUGAAGGCAUCAUCCUCCCAAGUGUGUUACAUGAGUUGAACAUGAAGAGUCGAGCGUUGCACUAUGAUAUCCAGAAAAGUGGCCCCAUCUUAGCUGAAAUAUCAGGAACAACAAAAGAAGGGAAGACAUGGAGGUAUGCGGUCGACCUUGAGAAAAGAGAAUGUGGUUGCGGACAAUGGGAGGUGUCCGGAAAACCAUGCCCUCAUGCUCUAUACUUGCUUGGCAAAGUUAGACUACUAAAGACCGAGGACUUUGUGCAUGACUAUAAUUCGGUAGAGAGAUUCAAGAUGGCUUAUCAAUUUGAGAUCGCUCCAAUGAAUGGCAGGUCUGAAUGGCCUAAUGUUGAUGUUGGUUUUGAAAUAAUUCCUCCACCUCUACAAAGGGCUGCUGGCAGGCCAAGGAAACAAAGAAUCAAGGCUAGUGGAGAGCCUGGAAAAAGAGGACAAUAUCAAUGCAAAAGGUGCUAUCAGUUUGGACAUAUAGAGAAGGGUUGUAAUGCUACUCAAGCUGAAUUAGAACAAGAGCUUCCUCCUCGUCCAAAAAAAGGAAAAAAGCCAAGGAAAACCAAAUCAGAAGAUGGUGAGGCCUCUACAAAAGUUGUUGAACCCUCUUUGAUGCCGCAUUCAAGCCCAAGUGGAAGGACUGCUGCUAUUUCUCCAACUAGCCAAGGUGUAACAAUUGGAAGGAUGACGUCUCUUUCUCCAACUAGCCCAUGUGUAACAACUAGAAGUAUGGCUGCAAUCUCACCAGGGGGAAUCAACCGUAGGCUCAUAAUUGAGUAGAUGAUUUCCUUUUGAGAUGAUUGAGUAGAUGAAUUAGAUAUCUAAGUACUUUGCCGUGAACUGUGGUCUUUUGUGUAAACAGUCCGUAGAAGUAUGGCUGUUGAAACUUGUGCUCUGUCAUUUCAAACUCGUUGAGAUGGUUGUUAUAUCCUACUAAAAUCUAGUGUCAUAUGCACUCCUAUAUCUUGCUGUAGUGUUAUUGAUC
This is a messenger RNA of Lolium perenne, 2516 nucleotides long. RefSeq lists its product as uncharacterized. The record is from RefSeq and is a predicted model, not a curated record. Gene Ontology annotation, molecular function: zinc ion binding. NCBI's taxonomy places the organism in Eukaryota, Viridiplantae, Streptophyta, Magnoliopsida, Poales, Poaceae.